CAACAAUUCAUUCACAAUCAACAGCUGACAUUUCAGGGUCAAAAACCAAAAUGGCAACCGUUCUUGUCGGAUUGUUUGUUCUCGUCCAAUACACUGUAUCUUUGAAGAAAAGAAAAACGCUGUAAUCACCGAUCCAGAUUCAGAAAAGACGGUUCGAUCUUUAUUUAUCAUAAACGAUCACGCCGGCCGAAAAUGCGAAGACUUCUCUGGCCCGAAACUGUUCUGUUUUAUACUUUUAUAGCACUUUGGUCAUAGCCCCGUGAUGAGAUUCCCUGAAAUCUCAGACGACAUUUUAGAACACUGAUUAGUGAUUACUCAUCGGAAAAUGACCCUCUGAAGUCUGAUCUCCCAUUACUGGGGUCACCAAGAAAAGAGAGAUUAAAAUAAAGAAACGUAGGACACUUACAUUGUCAUUUUCUGUUGAGCUGUCUCUGGAACGUGCUAAUCCUUUUUAGUGGGUUGGAAGAACUAAUGGAGCUCUGGGUACUAGCAGUACAAAAAUAGUACGCGUUAAUAAUAUGUAGUAGCUUGUUUUUUUGCCUCUUCAUAGCUUCAUCUUCUCGGCUGGUCGCUCCAAUUUUUGGUUUUUUCUUUGUUUCGGGUGACAGAACUGAGAAAGCUUCUGCAUUUUUAGAAAUGGAUCCCAAAUCGGACGAUGGGCAUGCUUCAAUUACAGUCAAUCUCUUGAAUGGCCAUGAAAAACACCAUGCUGAUGCUGUUUUUCACCCGCAGGUUUCUGGGAAAACUUCUUUUUCCAAGACUUGUUUCAAUGGCAUCAAUGCAUUAUCAGGAGUUGGGAUACUGUCGGUACCAUAUGCAUUGGCAUCUGGAGGAUGGCUGAGUUUGAUGUAUCUGUUGAUCAUUGCGGCUACAACCUACUACACAGGCUUACUAAUCCAGAGGUGCAUGGACUUGGAUUCAAACAUAAGGAGCUAUCCGGAUAUUGGUGAGCGAGCCUUCGGGAGUGCAGGAAGAACGGUGGUGUCUAUAUUAAUGAACAUGGAGCUCUACAUGGUUGCCACUGGUUUCUUGAUCCUAGAAGGCGACAAUCUGGAAAACAUCUUUCCAGACUUUAAGGUAAGGCUAGCGGGGAUUGUUGUUGCUGGAAAGGUGAGCUUCGUGAUUUUGGUUGGCCUCAUUGUGUUACCCACUGUUCUGCUGAACAACAUGAGUGUCCUGUCUUACAUAUCUGCAAGUGGAGUGAUAGCUUCGGUGACACUUCUUGGGUCAAUGGUGUGGGCUAGUGCAACAGAUGGAAUUGGUACUCAUUCAAGUGACAUCCUUCUUAGCUGGAAAGGAACCCCAACUGCUGUCAGCCUCUAUGCAUUUUGUUAUUGUGCCCAUCCAGUUUUCCCCACACUUUAUACUUCAAUGGAAAAUCCCAGACAGUUCUCUAAGGUACUGCUUGUUUGCUUUCUAGUAUGCACCAUCAGCUAUGCGUCAAUGGCAAUCCUGGGGUAUCUUAUGUUUGGUUCUGAAGUACUCUCUCAAGUAACCUUAAACCUCCCGUUCGGAAAACUUAGCUCGAAAGUGGCCAUUUUCACCACACUGAUCAAUCCAAUAGCCAAGUAUGCUUUGAUGGUAAAACCUCUUGUGAAUGCCACAGAAAACAUGCUUGCAUCUCAUUGUAGUAAAAAAUCACACAGCCUGUUGGUCAGAAUUAGUCUGGUAAUCAGCACAGUGAUUGUGGCAUUGGCUAUUCCGCUUUUUGGGUACUUAAUGUCACUUGUGGGGGCAUGCUUCAGCAUCGCGGCUUCAGUUCUGCUUCCUUGCUUGUGCUUCUUGAAGAUCUCGGGAAUUUAUCGCAGGCUAAAACUCGAGAUGUUUAUAAUCUCUACCAUUGUGGUUAUGGGUGUUGUCAUCAUGGUUGUUGGUACUUACACAUCUCUCCAGGAAAUAAUUGGCCAUUUUUUAAAGAUUCGUGACCGUUGUCAGCAUUGUGAUCAGUGAUUAGGACACUAGAUUGUGGUAAAAUGGAGUAGGAGUUUUAUUCUUUAUCUUAGGCCUUAUUAUGUAUGCAUGUAUGAGACUCAAUAAGCAAUAUGCUCCAAAUAUGAAGAGCAAUGCGUUUGAGGGCAGAGAAACCACAAUAAUCUCAAUAUAUUACUUUGAGAUAAAUUUUGUUUACCAACAGCAACAUUACUAACUAAGCAGCAUUGCACGUACAGAUGGUACACUAUUCACAUGCUC
Molecule: messenger RNA, 2190 nt
Organism: Cuscuta europaea
Lineage: Eukaryota; Viridiplantae; Streptophyta; Magnoliopsida; Solanales; Convolvulaceae
Source: the annotation of a GenBank genome assembly